Hydra vulgaris (swiftwater hydra) is the source of this 4753-nucleotide messenger RNA. Its product is annotated as DENN domain-containing protein 5B. NCBI's taxonomy places the organism in Eukaryota, Metazoa, Cnidaria, Hydrozoa, Anthoathecata, Hydridae. Gene Ontology annotation, molecular function: small GTPase binding; guanyl-nucleotide exchange factor activity. The record is from RefSeq and is a predicted model, not a curated record.
AGCUUAAUAAUAUUUUUAAACAAUGAAAGAAGCAGCAAAACAUUAAAAUCUAAAGACCUCAAAUAUGCUAAGAUGAUGCAAUGUCGAAAAAAUUACUUGCUGAUUCCAAUCAUGAUAGAUUUGCUGAUUACUUUGUUAUUUGUGGAUUAAAUGAGCAAGAGGGUUUAGAACCUCAUCAAUGUUCUGAUUCUGAAGAUAGCUUGCUAACGCCAUUCCAACUGUCUUAUAAGCCUAGCAUUUUAUGGCAUUUUCCUGAAAAUGAUCAAACAAACUUGUUUGAACCAGAUGGCAUCAAAGUGCUGUGCAUGCCACGUGGAGUUUACUUUCGUAAAAGUGUUCGUAGAACAGCAACUAAAUUUCAUUCUUUUUUGCAAACAAGAGAAAAUGGUACAAAGAUUUAUGGAUUUGUGUUAACAUUCUUUGAGAAAGUUAUUAAUGAAAAUAUUAUCAUCGCUAUGGAUACACUAUUUAAAAUGUUUGAUACGGAGUUGGCAUUAGUUUCAAAAACAGAUCAACCAUUUUAUAUGAACAGACCUUUUAACAAAAGGUUAAGUAGUUCUUUUAAUUCUUUUAAAAAAGAUGAUGAGCAGCUUUUUGUCUCAAAAUCAAUUUGUAUUAUAAUGAAAAAGCCAUUUGUCAGACUUGCACGUCACUGCCUUGAAAAUAUACUACAAGUUGGUCUUUAUGAAGAAAAAAGUUCUUUAUGCGUAGAAAGUUACAUUUAUAAUGUUUUAUAUGAGAUUCCUGCUUUACCUCCUGGUAAAACAAUGCGCUAUACUUCAUUAAAUGGUGAUCCAAUAAUUGUUCGGAAUCCUCAUUUAAACGAACUACCAUAUUUUGACUAUUCAAUGAAAGAAGUAUUAAUUACAUUAGGGUUGGAAAAUCUAGUUGAUUUGUUUACUUGUAUGUUGUUAGAGCAUCAGAUUCUGCUACUUUCAAGUGACAGCCACAAACUUAUGUUAAUAGCUGAAAGUUUGACAACUCUAUUUUUUCCAUUGCUAUGGCAACAUGUUUAUGUACCAGUGUUGCCUCCAUUUUUGUUGCAUUAUCUUGAUGCACCAGUUCCUUUUAUAAUGGGUUUGUGCUAUGAAACGGAAGAUGAAAAAGAUAGACUUGAUUUGCCACAAGAAGGUUCUCUUUGUCUUCUUGAUAUUGACAAUAACUCAAUACACCUUCCCCAAGAAAUUCCAGAGUUACCUGUUAGAAAUGAACUUAUUGCUGAGUUGGAAUCAAUAACAAACUUGUAUAAUAUAGAGUUACGAAAAGGUUGUCUUUUGCUAAAAAACAAUUUAUCUAAUAAUGGAAAUCCUGAAAAUGAUAUGUGUGAUGAACCUAAUAAUUCUGAUAUUUCAAUGAACAAAUCUGUAGAAUAUUAUUCAAACCAAAACAGUGAUUAUUAUAAAAUCUACUCAAAGUUGUCAAUAAGCAGAACUUCUUCUUUAGUUAUUGGAAAACCAAAAUCACACCCAAAUGUGAAAUUUAUGAGUGGUAACUGGUCUGGAGAUAUUAUUCCUACCCAGCAUGAAGAAAGUAAAACAAGUUCUUUAUUAAGUAAAGAGUCUCCUGAAUCUAAAAAGCCUGUGAAUCCACGUGUAGCAGCCAUGAUGGCUGUUAUUGAACGAGUAGGUCUAGAAACUUCAAAUGUUAUAAUUAGUGAAAACGCAUCAAUCACAGACCCCUUAUCAAACAAAGAUGGUGAACAUGUAUGGGGUUCACGUUCAAUAACAUGCAUGAGAACACAGCAGCAUGAAGAUGAAAUCAAUAUAAUUGUUCGUGAGAUUUUUGUGAAUUGCUUUACUCAUAUUCUUGUUGAUUAUGAACAUUUUGUUAUUCUUCCACAGCAAACCAAAGAGGAAUGGUUAGUGGAUCGUGAUCAAAUGCAAAAUUUUGAUAAAGCUGCAUUUUUAUCUGACCAAUCUCAAGCACAUUUACCAUUUAUGACUUUGUUUGUGGAAACACAAGGUUUUGCUAGUUUAAUUGAUAUGAAGAUUAUGGCUCUUUGGGAAGACUGUGAUCCUCGUCUUGCUUAUUUUGAUAAAAGAAUAGACAAGCUAAAAGUUAAACUUGGUUUAAUAAGAAGUCCAACAUAUGAGAAAUGUACAACGAUAUCAAGUGCAAUUGAAGCAUACAUUAAAAGUUGUAGUCAAAUUGACCAUAAUGCAGUUCAGCCACAUCCUUUAAUGGCACCAUUGCAAAGAGAUAAAAAACUUGGAUACUUUCCUCUACCAGAUAAGAAUUGCAUUUUAGAAUCUAAAAAAAAAUCUAAAAAAGUGAACUGGAAGAAACAGGAAAAAUCUCAACUUCAAAAAGAACAUAUUGCUUUAAAUGAAUCAUUAAAGACUAAUCUAGAUGGUCACAAAAUCAAGCAAAAGUUAGCAGAACGAGUCAAGAAGUACAUGCAGGAAAGCAAGUCUAAUGAAGACACACAUGAAACAGGAGCUACACAACGAACUUUAAAUGUAUAUGCCGAAAAGUUGCUAAAAGAGUGCAAGAUGAAGACUAAAAGACUUGUUGUUCUUAAACUUGGUCAAGAAGCUAUUGAGCUUGGACAUGUUGGCCCUAACUCAAUUGGCAUUGAAGAGAACACUCUCAUAGCUAGUUUGUGUGAUUUACUUGAAAGAGUUUGGUGUCAUGGUGUGCAGUUGAAUCAGUUGGACUUCGAUAAAGAAUCAGUCAAAUCUAAGUUUGUCCAAAGAAUGAGACAGUCAAAAUCUGCAUUAUGGUCUCAUUUACUGGCAUUUUAUCAAAAGGAGUGUUCAAAAUUGGCUGCUAUAUAUGGGAUUGCAAAUGUUGAAUGUGUACCAGGAGAGAUGAAGAAUCUUGUUAAUGAAGCAAAUCAAAAAUCAUUUCGUAGUAAAUCUCCAGCCAAUGAAGAUGGAACAUACUUUGAUCAACUAACAAUAAAAGAAGCAAAAUUUGAAGGAGUCAAUAAAUCUCCAACGACAUCUCUUUUUCAGUCCAGAGAACAUCAAGAUUUGUUAACAAAAGUUCAUUUUCUAAAUAAUCUCAAAACAAUAAUAGAUAUGAAGGAAAUAAAGACAGAUACAGGUUAUGCUCGUGCUUGGACAAGAUUAGCUUUAGAGAAAAAAACAUUGGCAGAAGAAUUACGAAUUUUGCUUGAUCAGAAAAAGAUUUUGGAAGCAAGAUACAAAAAUUAUGCUUUUAUAAGAACUGAAGAUGAAAUGGAGCAAUUUCUGAUCCAUCUUCUUUCAUUAAAUGCAGUAGACUUUUACUGUUUUACCAAUGGAUUUUCAAAUACAGUGAUGAUUUACAAGUUUCAUGUAGUUCUUGGAAAGCACAUAGGAUUUGCAACAACUGCUAACUGUUGGUUAAAUCUUACUGGAAGCUUUGGAAACACUGGCACAAUAAAUAUUCCAAAGGGUGAAAUAGAGUUUCGGUUUAAACAUAAAAAUCUUGGUAUUUUAACAGCUCUACGUAUUGGUCAUGACAACAUGGGUAUUUCACCAGGGUGGUUUGUUGAAUAUGUAAUUGUUUCAAAUGAAGUUACUGGGCAUAUGUACAGGUUUCAAUGUGGUAGAUGGUUGUCAAAAAAUGAAGAUGAUGGUAGCACAGAAAGACUUUUGAUUGCAUCCAUGCAAAAUCACUUUAGUGAAAGAAAACCCACUCAAAAACAUAAUUCUUCUUUUGGUCGUACUUCUCCAACAAAUGCUUCCUCUGUCAGGAAUUGCUCUCCAAAUCAAAAGUUGACAGCGUCAGAUAUACAAGAGAAAAUGGCAGAUGCUGUUAAUAAUAUUGUCAAAUAUUUUUAUAAAGAUAGCGAGGAAAAUAUGACAUUUUUAAUGUGUGGUGAAGGUGGAUUUUGUGAAGCAAUGAAGCUAGUGUUUUUACAUGGCUAUAAAUCAACAAGACUGUUUGCAAAGAAACUUUUUGUUUGGGAUUACAUCAAAAAAGUGUUUGAUGAUUACGUAUACGCUGAUGAUUCUAAUAUUUCAGCGAACGCUCUUCAACUUCGCAGUUCUUUUUGCACAAUAAUUCAAACUAUUGAUACUGCACAACUUGCUAUUGGAAAGGAACAGAAAUUUGAACUGUUUAUAUGUUUAGGUUUGAGGGAUCGUCAUUUGCAAAGUUGGCUUCGCUUAUUAAACCAAUCUUCUGUUACGUUACAAAUGUAUGAACCUUGGUCAUUUUUUCUCGAUACUAAUCGUUUCAGCUUUCUUGUUGGAGUAUUAGAUUCGUUAACGGAAUUCGAAAUAGUGCUAGACCAAUCAGUUACAAGGGGCGUUUAACGUAUAAAUGCAUUUAAAAAUAUAGCGUUUAAAAAGUGAUUUUUUGCUCAAUUGCCUUUUAAGCAGAUUUUGUGAAAAAAAUAAUUGACUAUAUAUUGGUACCUAAUGUUUCACAAAACCGAAAAUAUUCAACGCAAUAUGGCGAUAGAAUUUUGAUAGUAAACGCAAACUUUAUAUUGCUUUUGACAUGAAAAAGUUAAAUUUUGUGAAGCAAUAUUUUUUCCAUAAAUCAUUAACGCGUUUAUUUUUAUUACUAUAAGUUUUUUCUAACAGUUUUUUUUUAAUCAGGUUUUUUUGUUCAGAUUCUAUUUUUUAAAUGUCCUGCAUUUUUGUUUUACGAAUUUUGUUGGGUGCAAUUAAAUUAUUUUCUACUUUUUUCCUCGGUUGUAGAUUUUGUACAAAAAAUGUAAAUAUUUGUUAAAUGUUUUUUGUGUUUUCUUGAUGGUCAUUUUAUUUGGUAAUACAAAAUUCUUAUAGUGAAUAAAAACUUAAACGUUUUAACGUAA